Ceratina calcarata is the source of this 1461-nucleotide messenger RNA. Its product is annotated as abscission/NoCut checkpoint regulator. The coding region runs from base 122 to 1048 and encodes 308 amino acids. Lineage: Eukaryota; Metazoa; Arthropoda; Insecta; Hymenoptera; Apidae. The transcript has 6 exons. The record is from RefSeq and is a predicted model, not a curated record. Gene Ontology annotation, cellular component: centrosome; midbody; cleavage furrow. Gene Ontology annotation, molecular function: phosphatidylinositol-3-phosphate binding. Gene Ontology annotation, biological process: mitotic cytokinesis checkpoint signaling; abscission.
AGUAGGUGUAGAUACAUUGCAUGUAUAAGUCACAGGACUGUCAACAUUCAAUGGGUUAGACAAAGUUAAAGUGCAACUUUCUGUUAUGACUACAUAGCGGCUUCGUGCGAUUAAAUCCAUAAUGUCGUGCAAUAUUUGUCAAAAAAAGUUUUCAUUUUUCACGAAAGAAGUUGCUUGCCCGGGCUGCGGUUUUGCGUACUGCGGUAAGUGCCUCAAAUAUAAAUGUGAUAUUCCAGGUAAAGGAGUAAAAAAGGUCUGCGGACGUUGUUCCAAUAAACAGCGUAACGAUUCCGGUGCGAACAGAUCCGAUUUGACUAACGAAAUGUCCGAGGAACGAGAGGAACCGAUGGCUCCCGUGGACAUCACCAAAAAACUAGAUUUACUGGAGAACCCGGCGAAGCCUCCUAUCGUGAUGUAUGAGCACACCAAUCGAUGGGACAAAUUUAAGAAAGGUCUGGAGCCGGCCGAUCAGGAGAUAGUCGAUAGAUUACGAAAAUUAAAGGAAGAGGACAAAAACGCGGCUUUGAGCGUAGACGAAAUUAAAAGGAGAUUAGCAUUGUUGAAAGACGAAGAUCCAGAUGCUAGUCACAACAAAAUAAACAUAAAUCACGUCGAUACGAGAACGGACCAACAAAAAACGGAUGAUUUGAUAAAGGAAUAUUUGGAGCAACUGGAAUUAACGUCGAGUACCAGUUCGAUCGAUGAGAUCCAAGCGAGACUUAGAUCUCUUCAAGGUAUCAGCGAUGAGUCCAGGAGACGCUCGUCGAACGACGUCGACGACGAUGAAGGACAAAUAACGAAAAGGUUAAUAGCAAAAGCAUUGGUGGAGGCAGAAUUGGAAAAGAAGUACGAAGAGGACGAAGUCGAGAAAAUGGAAGUGGAAGAAAGGCCAGAUAUGGACGACGAUAAGCCUAGCUGUGUGAUGUGCGAUCAAACGGAAAAUUUAGAACGUUGUUUAGGCUGCCACGGGGAUCUUUAUUGCGCCAUAUGCUUCGAAGACAAUCACGAUGAUUUUGAGAUGCAUAAACACAAGAAAGAACCGGCAUAAACCACGAUCUUACCGCGAUAUUAUAUAUCUGAACACGCGUAGGCCGUACCAGAUUCGCUGCACGAAUAUUUGCUACGUACAAUAAUUUUGUUACGAAUAGCGUCAUUUGUAAUUAUUUUCUAUCGAAGUUACCGAUAAGUGCAUUCCUCGUAAUGUACACGGACGAUGCGAACUUUUAUUAAUAACGUGAACUAGUAUUUAACAAGGGCACGAAGCUGAUUUCGGUUGCGAUCAGAGCAAACUUGUUUUUUAUUUGCUUAGUUCCUCUUCGCGUAAUCUAUGCUCUGUGUAUAAUAUAUGCGUUACAAUGAAAAUUAGCUCCAUUCAUUUUAUAGACAAAAUACGUGGUCCUCACCAAAUUUUUAUACUUUCCGCUUCCUGUCUGUGUACAAAAUAAAGAAUAAAUGGAUGAA